Phalaenopsis equestris is the source of this 532-nucleotide messenger RNA. RefSeq lists its product as uncharacterized. Bases 100 to 363 code for a protein of 87 amino acids. The transcript is spliced from 3 exons. Lineage: Eukaryota; Viridiplantae; Streptophyta; Magnoliopsida; Asparagales; Orchidaceae. The record is from RefSeq and is a predicted model, not a curated record.
UUGCCCCCACUAUAAAAUAAGAUACAGAAACAUGCAGAGCAUGCGCCCAAUUAAAUCCUAUCGAAGAAUUUGGUUCCCAUCAAAUAAACCCGUGAUCAAAUGGCUCGUUGGAUGAAACCAGAGGUUUACCCGCUGUUGGCAGCCAUGACCUUUGUGGCAAGUUUGUGCGUCUUUCAGCUCACCAGGAACGUCCUCAUGAAUCCUGAAGUGAGAAUUAAUAAAAGCAACCGAGCCUCAGCAGUUUUGGAGAAUGCAGAGGAAGGCUACAGGUACAGCCAACAUGGCUUUCGCAAGUUUCUCAGCGAGCGCAAACCUCAAGUCUUCCCGACUCUCAAUAAUUUCUUCUCAAAGACUGAUGAAUGAGACAAUCGGCCUUUUUACGCGCACAAACCAUAUACUUUUCAAUCCCUUCCCUGUUAUAUAUUCGUUUGCAAGCAUUUCAUGUUAAGAAUUUUUGAACAACUGUAUCAUUAAUUACUUGCUACAUUAUAUUAUGUCAAUUAAUGGAAUAUGGUUAUUGACCGUGUCUUGG